GUCAGAAUAUAUCUAAAAUAUAUACCACACACCCAUCAGAACAAACCAAAAAUGGCCAACAAGGGUCGCUUUAUAGACCGAAGUCCCGACCUGCGGGUGGCGGGCAUAUCGUCCUACAAGGAUCCCAACUUCAACGCUGGAGUCAAGGACUGUUUGCCGUCUUUGGAUACCGACGAACAAGCAGAGAACCUGAUAAGAGCCCACUGCCGGAGGAGUAAGCCCAAGCCCACUGGCAAACGUUCGCCCAGGAUUCCGGGCAACUCCAUUGGAGAGCUUCUGAGCUUCGAGCUGAACAAGAGCCUGAUGACGCUGCUCCAGGAGAAGUGCCGGGAGAAUCUGUUCAAGAAAAAGAUAGGACUGGGCGAGGCAAUGGAGACCAAAUCGAAACCGGAUGAUGUGACCAAUCUGAGCCGGACCUUUGGAGAUGCCAAUCCGCAGGAAGGUGCCCUCUAUGACCUUUUGAUGCCGCGGAAGACCGCCGAGCAAGUGAAUCGGGAGUACGCCGAGUUCCAUCAGAAGCACAUCGUUAGCCACAACCACUACUUCCCAGCCGAGCAGAUCAAUCGUGGAUACAACAAGGAGUUCAAUAGGUUCCGGGCCUUUGGCAUUCCCAGUAACUCGGAUCGCAGUGGCAUCAAGAUGAAGAAUUGCCUGAAGGAGGGCGAGGAGCACUUGCUGAUUGUGAAGAAGCCAGUGGUGGACUUGGAGGAUCGCACCAAAGCUCCUCUGGGCAAGAAGUUUGCAUGGUAUCCUUAUGUCAUCCCGGAGAACAUCACCUUUGGUCUGGUGAAGCGCAACGAGGUCGACAUGAGAUCCCUGCUGGAGAACACCUGGCCCUCGGAGAAAUCCGAAAAGUUAUCCGAAGCCAUUAGCCACAUGAACACAUUGCGAGACUUUCUACAGCGACAGGAUGACAUCACCAUUAACCACAUCCUUACGGUGUUGCGGAACAAGGAUAAGGAAUCCACGGGACUACUGCCACUGCCGGAGAUCAUAACCCUCUUGAGAAAAAUGCACAUCCCGGCUGAUUCGGAUAAGAUACGGACGGCCACCUCGCACUACCAACUGAUCGUGGACGAGGGCUGCUGUUCCGAGGCCGUCAAAUACGAGGAUCUGGUCCAGCUCCUUUCCAUCUUGGUGCCCCUGCCGCUGGUGGGUUCCAUUUCUCCCCUGCCGGAUGCAGUCUACAACAAGGACACCACCUACCGGCUGCUGUGCGCGGAUCUGGGCAAGGAACCCAACAAGGAUCGCAACAUGAGCUUUCCGCACAAGUCCGCGGUGCAGAAGGACAUGGACAACACCCAUGUCAAUGACAUCAUUAAUCCGGAUAUAAGCACUCUGCGUGGAUUGUGGCCCAGUGACUUCAAACAGCCACGCUCCCGAGAGGAAGUGGGUCGCAUAUUCUGCGACAUCCUUCCCAAGGACACCUUCGAUGCCAUGUGGGAGUGUCUAACCAGCGAGCACAAGGAUCAAAAUAAUAUGGUGUCCGUAGCCCAGUUUCGUGAGGAAAUGAAGAAGAGGUCCUUGGGCUAGAG
Messenger RNA from Drosophila bipectinata, 1535 nucleotides. RefSeq names its product EF-hand domain-containing family member B-like. NCBI's taxonomy places the organism in Eukaryota, Metazoa, Arthropoda, Insecta, Diptera, Drosophilidae. The record is from RefSeq and is a predicted model, not a curated record.